Messenger RNA from Phlebotomus papatasi, 1415 nucleotides. RefSeq lists its product as uncharacterized. NCBI's taxonomy places the organism in Eukaryota, Metazoa, Arthropoda, Insecta, Diptera, Psychodidae. The transcript has 5 exons. Bases 711 to 1298 code for a protein of 195 amino acids. The record is from RefSeq and is a predicted model, not a curated record.
ACAGCACCAGUCAGUUGAUAUUUACAACGCUCGUGGUGAAGGCAAUUCAAUUGCAGUCCACAGAACUUCAUUCAUAGUGCCGUUUGGCCGCGUGCGAGUUGUUGUGAAUCCAUUUGAGAUGAAAAGUGGCUGGCUAGAGAGAGAAUUAGCUUCCGAGUGUGCAUAGAGAGAGAUAAGUUUUUAGUGCCAUUUGGUCAGGCGAAAGGGAAUCUUCUGCGGGGAAGAGUAUCUCAGUUUUCACUGCUUUCUCGUCCACUCUAUUAUUAUUGAUUUCUUCAGCCGGAAAACUUAUGAAUCACUCGAGGAGUGCGUUCUACAAGGAAAUCUGCCCAAAUAGAAGAGGUGCGUGCGCGUACAACAACCGACCACCAGCCAGAGUGUAAAUUGCCCUAAACCGAUUUCUGGGAUCAUCAGGCAAACACCCGUGAAUGAUCUCAACAAAUAAACUAUACGAUAAUUUCUACGUAAACGCACCACAGACGCAAGGAGUUAAUUUAUCGGCGAAUACUCCACUUGAAGAUCCAUUUGAGAAAUGGUGGGAAUCUGGUCAGGCAUUCCACUCUGAUUCACCAUCUUAAUAUUGAACGAUAUUGAGUGAAAAUUUGGUAUUUCUCAAUGUUUGAUUCAUGGAACAGUUCGUCCGUGAGAUGAAAAGGAAGAAGUUAGAGUGGAUGAAAAUUAAGUGAGGUGCCAUAUAAGUGAAUCACACAAUGGAAAUUUUGUGGAAAUUCUUAGUGAUUGCACAAUUAAUAAGUACCAUUUGGGGAUAUUUUGUGAUGGAAGCUGAAGCUGAAACUACAACGUUACGCCCUUCAGGACAUUCGACGAUGCCGCACAAGAUCACUGAUUGUCCUCCUGGGCAGCUGGAUGACUGUCAGGGAGGAUAUGAGGAGUACUACUUAGAACACAGUGUCAGCCAGAAAGAUGCCAAGAAGAGUCUCAAGGAAUCCAUAGAAAACAGCGCGAAAAACCAAAGACCCGCAUAUUGUGGCGAAUGUACAAAUACCAUUCGUAAAUACUGUCUGAGUCCUCAUCUUCUUCACGACCACUGCUGCUGUGAUCUGCGACAUGGCAAAGAAGAACUUCCCUGGAUCCCCCAUUCGUGCUAUAUUGGUCAGAAUCAGUGCAAAGCAUCUGUUGGAUCGUGCCUAAUAUAUGCAGAAUAUAAAACUUGCUGCUGUGAUCAACUUCUCAUUGAGCAAUGGAAAUCAAUUUUCUCACCAGCACUGAAAGUGCAACCAACGCAAAAUAUUAUUGUGAUUUUACCUCUUUAUCUAAUUACUAGAUAUUUAGUGUAAUACUUAAUGUGUCUUGUUACCAUGUAAAUGUAAAAAAAACUUGAUGUAGCUUCUGUGUAAAAGCACCAAAAAAAAAACCAUUGAAGUCAAUAUGCAUUAAAGACAUUUUUAAAAUAA